GAAUUGGGAGGUUUUAAGCCCUGUCUUGUAUAGUUGUGUCUAGUGAGAUCGAAUUUUUUUAUUAAACUGUGUUGAACAUAUUAUGUGAUUUUAAUUAAUGUUUUGAAACUAUUUCGUGAAACUUUUUUAAUCAGGGCAAUCAAUAAUGAUUCACAGUCUUUUUAUCAUUAACUCCUCUGGGGAUGUCUUUAUGGAGAAACACUGGAAAAGCGUGAUUUCCAGGUCUGUAUGCGAUUAUUUCUUCGACGAACAGAGGAAAGUGGGCAAUCCGGAGGACAUGCCACCGAUCAUACCGACUCCUCACCAUUAUCUCAUAAGCAUCCAUAGGUGUUCCAUGUUUUAUGUUGCAGUAUGUAUGACAGAAGUUCCUCCAUUAUUUGUGAUAGAAUUUCUACACCGAGUCGUGGACACGUUUGACGAUUAUUUCGGAGAAAGUACUGAAACUAUUAUUAAAGAGAAUUAUGUUGUUGUUUACGAGUUGCUCGAUGAAAUGUUGGAUAAUGGUUUUCCUCUAGCGACUGAAUCCAAUAUUCUUAAGGAAUUGAUUAAACCACCUAAUCUUCUGAGAACGAUAGCGAAUACAGUCACUGGAAAAUCAAAUGUUAGUUCUACACUUCCGAGUGGACAGCUUUCAAAUGUCCCAUGGCGCCGGACUGGUGUUAAAUAUACAAACAACGAAGCUUAUUUUGACGUUGUUGAAGAGGUAGAUGCCAUCAUUGAUAAAUCAGGUUCAACCGUGUUCGCUGAAAUUCAAGGCUAUAUCGACUGUUGUACAAAGCUGAGUGGAAUGCCCGAUCUCACUUUAUCCUUCAUGAACCCUAGGCUAUUCGACGAUGUCAGUUUUCACCCUUGCGUUAGAUUUAAGAGAUGGGAGGCAGAAAGAAUCCUAUCUUUUAUCCCUCCUGAUGGAAAUAUGAGGUUAAUGUCCUACCACAUUGGAUCCCAAAGUGUAGUGGCGAUUCCAAUCUAUGUUAGGCAUUCUUUAAACUUCAAGGACGGCCGGUUAGAGCUGACUGUCGGUCCGAAACAAACCAUCGGCCGAACUGUAGAGAAUGUCAUCGUCGAAAUCCCGAUGCCAAAAUCAGUAUCAAACUGCGUACUUUUGUGCAAUCAAGGUAAAUACACUUUCGAUCCAGUGAGCCGACAAUUGGUUUGGGAUAUUGGUAGAAUCGACGUCACCAAACUACCGAACCUACAAGGAACGAUAAGCUGUCAGCCUGGUACUUUCAUCGACUCUAAACCGACAAUGAAUGUGAAAUUUACAAUAAAUCAAAUGGCAGUUUCUGGCCUGAAAGUCAACAGGUUGGACAUGUACGGCGAAAACUACAAACCAUUUAAAGGAGUCAAAUACAUAACUAAGGCCGGCAAAUUCCAAAUAAGAAUGUAAAAUGUACUCUUUCAUGAUCGAGUGCGAUGAACCAUGAUUUCAAAAACAUUCUAAAUCUUUGGAUGAUAAUUUUUUUUUUUUAUUCCACCCAAAGUAUGUAACAUACUGUAUAUAAUUCCUGUGAUGUUAUAUUAUUUAUAUUUUAUUACUCAAUACAACUAUUUUCAUUUAGAGAA
Molecule: messenger RNA, 1563 nt
Organism: Cimex lectularius (bed bug)
Lineage: Eukaryota; Metazoa; Arthropoda; Insecta; Hemiptera; Cimicidae
Gene: carmine
Product: AP-3 complex subunit mu-2
Exons: 10
Coding region: 146-1387 (413 amino acids)
Biological process (GO): intracellular protein transport; endocytosis
Cellular component (GO): clathrin adaptor complex; cytoplasmic vesicle
Source: RefSeq, a predicted model, not a curated record